Molecule: messenger RNA, 774 nt
Organism: Prorocentrum cordatum
Lineage: Eukaryota; Dinophyceae; Prorocentrales; Prorocentraceae
Source: the annotation of a GenBank genome assembly
AUGGACAUAGAGGGCCAGCACACGCAGGAGUACGACACGCUGAUCCUGGACGACUGGACGAUGAACUUCAAUUUCAAUGUCUUCACGAACACAGAGUGCCAGUACGUGCAGGACUACACCGCGCUGCACCUGAACCGCCACCAGUGGAACAACUGCACGCUGGACGUGAAUUGCCACCUGGACUUAAAGGUCGACAUGAACGUGACCCUGGGGACGAGCGCCCUGAUCAUCAAUUUCCAGUCCGACGACCCACCCACUUCUCUUCAAGGACUCAUACAGAAUGGAACUCAACACGCACAGAACAUCGGUAAGCAGGACACCCUGGCCUCACGGGGCACGCACGGGGCUACGAAGAAGGCCGAACGGAACAUCAAGAUCAUGCAGUUAGACAUUUGCGACGAGCAUGGCAAGCAGGUAGAUGCCAUCACGCAGGAGCACGAAAGCUACGAGCACAUUAUGGACUCCCUCAGGAAGAGCGGCCCCCCAGAGGACAAGAAAUGCCUGCAGGGGAUAGGGUCGCCAGCUCCGUCCCGCGCGCUGACGGCCCUAGAAGGACUGUACAAGUGCGACGUGGGCGGCUCCAUGAAGGGUGCCAUCGAGGACAUCGAGGCGGAGACGGAGAUCAGCAAGGAAGAUAUCCUCGACGCCAUCAACUUUGUGCGCCUGGAAAAGUGCUACGACCACGACAAGACCAAGCUGGUGAUCGGCGCGCUAGGCGCGCCCAUGUGGGAGGGCCAAAUCCUGAUCAGCCGCGCCCUCGAGGCCGAGGGCCAG